ACCUGCGUUGGCCCUAGGCCUCUCUCCUCUGGGUCUUCUGGGUGCUCACCACUACUACAUGAACCGCUCCAACUGGGGACUCAUCUACACAUGCACGCUGGGACUGGCGGGAACAGGUUGGAUCCGUGACUGGUUCCGCAUCUACUUCCUAAUACAGCGCAGUAAUGAAAUCAUCGCAGGAGAGAGAGACAAGAAAGAGAAGACCCUUGAUGACGCUUAUAUGAUCUGGUUCCCUUUUGGAAUCCUUGGUGCUCAUCAUUUCUACUUAGAGAGCAAUCAGCGAAGAAUCAGCAUGAAAGCUGAGGACGUGGAAGGCAACAUCACCCCGGCGUUUGACGACUACAACGACAACAGCGUCACUCUGAACGCCGGGGAUGGCAAAGAGGAGGCAGGAGACGACUCCAAGAAGGACGCGGGGGAGGGCCCGAGUGAGGACAAAAUACCAGAGGUUAAAAUGGCCAGUUUGCAAGGUGCUCCAAACCUAGUGCCAAAUACAAAAUAGCAAGAUUCUGAGGAGAAAUAAAUAUGUAGGUCGAUGGCAAGCAGUUCAGCAGUUCUAAGUCCAUAAAUCUUUUUUUUAAAUCAGGAGAUCGAAAAAUCUCUUUCAUUCGCUGAAAAAUGUAUUGUAACUAUCUCGAAAAUUUUCCUGCUUUUUUCAACAAUUAUGAUUUGAUUUUUUCCCCAAAAUAAUUCCCGAGAACCUGCACUGUAUGUCACAGAUUAAAAAUUGCAAUUAAUUAGAAUAUUCACAAUUCCGAGCUUGGUACAUCAGAAUAGUUGGCCGACUGAGGGUGACGUGAAGACCAAGAGAUAGUUAAAUUACUUGACUUUGUGGUGUACUGAACUCGUGUGCUCAAUUGUCAUUCCAGACUCUGGUUGAUGUUGGAUUUCAUUGAGUGUUAUUCAGCCUCAGUAGGUUUUUAGUUAUAAUGACGCUUUAGAGUCUGUGUCAGAACUCAUUUGUCUGCACCUUCCAUAAAGGUCCUAUACCAUUUGAUCUCUACACACUCGGUAAAAUGAUCCAACGCCCCCCACCCUCCCGCCGUUUCUCCCACACAAACUGUUCAUCCUGAUAAUCUGCGUUCCACAAACACCACUAAUGCAGACACACACGCGUAC
This is a messenger RNA of Aplysia californica (California sea hare), 1119 nucleotides long. RefSeq lists its product as uncharacterized. The record is from RefSeq and is a predicted model, not a curated record. NCBI's taxonomy places the organism in Eukaryota, Metazoa, Mollusca, Gastropoda, Aplysiida, Aplysiidae.